This is a messenger RNA of Brassica rapa (field mustard), 975 nucleotides long. RefSeq lists its product as uncharacterized. Gene Ontology annotation, molecular function: catalytic activity. The record is from RefSeq and is a predicted model, not a curated record. NCBI's taxonomy places the organism in Eukaryota, Viridiplantae, Streptophyta, Magnoliopsida, Brassicales, Brassicaceae.
AUGAACCUCCUAUGCCCGUCUUGGUCUUACUGCUCAAAUCAUCUCGCUGACCCUGACGGAAGGAUCAUUCUAAUCUGGAAGCACCCUCUCACUAUCUCGAUUGCACACCAGUCUAGGCAAUCUAUGACCUGUCAGGUUGUCUGCCCCACUGCCCCUUCCUUCUACUUCACAGCAGUCUAUGCAGGCAACACUGUCGAAGAACGAAGCGAGCUGUGGGUAGAGCUCCUAGACCUCCAUGCUACUCUCAACUUAGGCUCUUACCCCUGGCUUGUUGGAGGUGAUUUUAACGAAAUAAGGCAUCCAACUGAGCACUCAGCGCCUUCCUCAGCGCAAAUUACCAACCCCAUGAUCGAUUUCUACUCUUGUCUUCAUCAGUUGGAAAUCCAAGACCUGAGAUAUCAUGGAGAGAAAUUCACCUGGUCAAACAAACAGCCAGACACUCCCAUAGCCAAGAAGUUGGAUCGUGCCCUAAUAAAUGAACAUUGGUUAAACUCAUACCCUCGUAGCCUCGCGCUGUUCCUUGCCCCCGAGAUUUUGGAUCACACGCCUUGCUAUAUUGAACCAGACCGCCCCCGUCCCCAAGCUGGAACUAAACCCUUCAAGUUCUUCAACUACCUCACCCUUCACCCUGACUUCCUUAAACUGGUUGCUGAAACCUGGGUACUCUCCCUCCGCCACCCCAACUCAGCUAACUUUUCUGCAGAGAGAGCCCUCCUAGAGAAACUUCAGUUCCUGAAAAAGAUUGAAGAAGAAUACUAUAAGCAAUUGUCCAGAAUCAAUUGGCUGAAAUGUGGUGAUCAGAACACUAGCUACUUUCACAAGGUUGCUAAAGCUAGGAAGGCCUUCAACUCUAUCAUCAUCCUUAUUAGUAUUUCUGGCAUUGAAGUAACCUCACCUGAAGAUAUUGGUAAUCUCGCGGUGGCACACUUCUUGAACAUUCUUGGCCCGCCUACUCCACAAACGACUCCCUUAUGA